This is a messenger RNA of Chrysoperla carnea, 2970 nucleotides long. Its product is annotated as diuretic hormone receptor-like. Bases 754 to 2397 code for a protein of 547 amino acids. The record is from RefSeq and is a predicted model, not a curated record. Gene Ontology annotation, cellular component: plasma membrane. Gene Ontology annotation, molecular function: G protein-coupled peptide receptor activity; peptide hormone binding; diuretic hormone receptor activity. Gene Ontology annotation, biological process: cell surface receptor signaling pathway; adenylate cyclase-modulating G protein-coupled receptor signaling pathway. The transcript is spliced from 15 exons. Lineage: Eukaryota; Metazoa; Arthropoda; Insecta; Neuroptera; Chrysopidae.
AUUUUUAGCUAGAGAACGUGGAUCUAAAAUAGCAAUGCCAUUUUGAAACAGCCUGUAUAUAUUCCUGAAAAAAACUACAUGAAUUGUAUGUUUUCAACAAUAGCUCUGUCGAGCUUGUUGGUGCUUCAUAACGCUGUUUGUUAUUAUUAGUUUUUGAUAUACUGAAUUAAAUUCACCGAGAGAAUUCAAGUCCUCGUUGCAUGAAGAUUUUUGAUGGCAAUUAAUUCAUGGAAGUUUUAGAAUCUGGACCUAAUCAACACACCCGGAAAAAAAGUAACUGAAUGCUAACAACACUAUUUUAAACGGUGAUAAAAACUGAAAAAUCAACCGCGUACGUCUACUCUCACACCUAUUCAGAAAAGUUCAGAACAUAGUGCGCGCGUAUUGUUUCACACAAGUUUAUCCAGUAUAGUCGAGUAUAGUGAAUGAUACACAAAUUACAUUGUGAUUGUGAUACAUUGAAACGGUAAGCGCACCAAUCAAAAAUGAACAAUGUAGGUACAACAAUGUUAUCUAAGCACUCAACUAUCGUCGAGAUACGAGAUACAGAUAUAUCAUCAUAUGAGAUACAGAAACAUCUCAAUAUAUCGCGUUUAAUGUGUAUCCGCCAUGUGGGUGAAUUAAAUUAAAGUGCAGUGUAAAACAAAAUAUCGAUUUUUUAUUUUUGAAAAAAAAAAAAAUCAAACAAAAUUUUUGAUACAGUGUGUUUAGUGUUUGUUCGGUUGUGAAAUUAUCGUUUUACCCGAAAAUAAAAUGGGAUCAUCAAAUCACGUUGGAACGUCUUCAACACGUCUUGGUGCUACACCAAUGCCAAUAACAACAUCUUCAGCUGUUUCGACAUUGUUUCAUUAUAAUAGUAAUAGUCAUCAUCAUCGACAUUUUCGAUCAGAUGAUGAAGUUCCACCUGUAAUACAAUCCACGAAUACACCUGCAGAAAUGGUUGUAGCUCCACCACAUGAAGAUCUAGAGGAAAUAUUAAAAAAUAUUCCAUUCGAUGAUCUAUUUCGUAAGAAUGGUAGUGAAAUUUUCUCAAAAGAAAUGGAAUGUCAUAUGCAAGCGAUACAUCAUGAAUCAUUACAACAAUCGCAACAAUUACAAGAGUGUCCACCAUAUUGGGAUUCAUUGUUAUGUUGGCCAGCGACAACAAUUAAUACUAGUUCAAUACAACCAUGUUUCUCAGAAUUUAAUGGAAUUAAAUAUGAUGUUACAAAGAAUGCAAGUAAAUGGUGUCAUUUGAAUGGUACAUGGGAUCGUUAUACAAAUUAUUCAUCAUGUAAUGACGUCAUACGUAAUGCAAACAAUGAUAAUCAAGAAUUUGAUCCUGGUAUUGAAUUAACAAGUUAUAUAUAUUUUAUUGGCUAUACAAUAUCAUUAUUAGCAUUAACUAUAGCAAUUGCGAUAUUUUUAUACUUUAAAGAUUUGAAAUGUUUAAGGAAUACAAUACAUACAAACCUAAUGUUUGCAUAUAUAUUAGCUGAUUUUAUGUGGAUUUUAACAGUUAUAUUACAAUUCAACGUUCAAACCGAUUUGGCUUGGUGUGUCAUAUUGAUAAUACUUCUACAUUAUUUCCAUCUUACCAACUUUUUUUGGAUGUUUGUGGAAGGUCUUUAUUUGUACAUGCUAGUGGUUGAAACAUUUUACACGGAAAAUAUGAAAUUAAAAGUGUAUGCAGCCAUUGGAUGGGGUGGACCGGUGUUAUUUGUCGCUGCAUGGGCAACAGCCAAAUUUACUGUACCAAAGGAAAUCAUUGCGAAUGCAACCUCAUUCGACAAUAUUUAUACAUUAAAGCAUUGUCCAUGGAUGACACCACAUUCAUACGAUUGGAUCUAUCAAGCACCAGCAUUAAUUGUUUUAGCAGCAAAUUUGAUAUUUUUACUUAUGAUUAUGUGGGUGCUAAUUACCAAACUUAGAUCAGCUAAUAAUGUAGAAACACAACAAUAUCGUAAAGCAACCAAAGCAUUAGUUGUAUUAAUACCAUUAUUGGGUACAACAUAUAUUUUAGUCAUAUCUGGUCCAACAGAAGGUGUUUCUCGUAAUAUUUAUGAUGCGCUACGAGCAAUACUUUUAUCAACACAGGGUUUUUUAGUCGCAUUAUUUUAUUGUUUUUUGAACACUGAAGUUCAAAAUACAUUACGGCAUUAUAUUGGACGAUGGAAGGAAACACGAUCAUUGAAAGGUGGUCGUCGUAAUCGUUAUUAUAGUAAAGAUUGGUCACCCAGGUCACACACGGAAAGUAUACGGUUAUGUAUAAAUCCACCAACAAAACGUGAAUCGACCGCAUCAGAAACAACAACAACAACAUUAUUGGGUAAUUCAGCAAAUAAUUCUGGUCGUGUAUCAAAUGGUUCUGGUACACGAACAUAUUUACAACCGAAUGAUGAAUCAUUGGGUGAAUGAAAAUGGCUGCCGCUGGAUAGCCAGCGCCGAGAUACAUUAAAUACCUUACUCGAAGAGGAUGGUACAACACCACGUGAUGUGGUGAUUGCUGUUGACAACUCGGUGAUAAUAUCUAGCGGCACCAAAUCAAAUAUUUUAUUAUAAACGAAUUUUGUGUGCAAUUUACUGCGCGUGUGUGGUACAAACAUAGCACAAACAAGCGCAAAAGUUUUCAAUUGGAAUUCUGUUUUUAUAGAAAUUGUAAAAAUCCCUUCACAUCCUUCGAAUUUAUAUAAACACAACUCUGUUUUCAUAUAAAAAUAUCUAUAAUUUUAACUUACCAGCUUGGUUCAUUUUGUUGUCCAAUCCAGAGUUGAUUUCGGAAACCAAACCACAUGGAUUUCUAAGUCAAUAUACGGCGACUCAAGCAUUCGCUUUCCUUACUCUCACUUAUACCCCCCCCCCCUUCUGUUUACAAUAUGAUGGGUUUUAAGUUUUUGGUUCGAAACCCUAAUUUUUUGAAAAUAAAAUAAAGUCCCUGUUAUUCACCAAUAAUGUGCUUUCUACAACUGAAAGAAUUUUCACCCCGUCAGC